Molecule: messenger RNA, 3182 nt
Organism: Zootermopsis nevadensis
Lineage: Eukaryota; Metazoa; Arthropoda; Insecta; Blattodea; Termopsidae
Product: dietary and metabolic glutamate transporter
Biological process (GO): transmembrane transport; monoatomic anion transport
Cellular component (GO): membrane
Molecular function (GO): transmembrane transporter activity
Source: RefSeq, a predicted model, not a curated record
CAACGACCAAACUGUUUAAUACAGUUUUACGUAGGAUGUAGUUCGCAGUUCAACAGUGGAUCAACUUGUCUCUCAGCUUCCCUUUAGUUGUAACCGCCUCGGCACGCACGAUGCUUUAUCGACAGUGAUGUUUAAUUCUUACUGAAGAUGUAUAAAAUAGACAAAAGACAGAUGUACCAUUUCUUCCUCUGCCAUCGUUACUUCAGAUAAUUUUCAAAAUCUGAAGAUGGCAGUUUUGGGGAGAUUGAAACGAGGCAGUGUUCAGCUACAGCGAGCGGCAAUCAAAGCAAGUGGGCGAAUUGGCGUUCGUCGUGUCAUGGUGGGAAUGGUGAUGCUGGGGCUCGUGUUGUCGGGAUUCUUACAACAGAGCGCCACAGUGGCCCUCCUCACCCUCAGCGAUCAUUUGUCGUCAGUCGAUUUCGCCGAAUACGUGACCAACACGAGUUACGUCACAAGGUACUGUAACUCGUUCAAUGACACGAACGAGACGAACGUAGGGACGGAUCCUGAAGAUGCAGGUCCUGAGGACGACAUCACAGAGUUUGAGCAGGAGGAGGAUGAUUCUUUUGCGGAGAACGAAACGUCGCACGUCGGACAUGGCCGCCAUAUUGUAGCAGACCCAGAUCUGAAGGUUCCUUUUUCUGAAGAAGAGGAUCUGGAUUUUCGCCUUCGCGAAGUUUUUCUGUGGGGAUCAUUGCUCGCUCCCCUACCCAGCAGUCGACUAGCAGCCAAAGUGGGUCCUGUACGCGUUUUUGGGAUUAGCAUUCUGGGCGCCGGGGCGCUGGCCGUCCUGGUCCCAUUCGGGGCCUGGUUUUCUUCCUACCACAUCGUAAUUCGCUUCGUCCAAGGACUCUUCACUGGCUGCAUGUGGCCUGCUCUGCACAUGCUCGCUGCCUCGUGGUUCCCGCCGCUCCAACGAAGUGGAUUCGUAUCCUGCUACUCCGCUGUAUCAUUGGGCUACGCCGCGGCAGGACUGUUAGGAACUCCCUUAGUUCUCGCCCUGGGUCGUGACUCGCUGUGCUAUCUCCUCGCAGUCCUUACGCUUCUGUGGGCUACAGGCUGGUGGCUCCUAGUGCGAGACUCGCCCGCAGAACACCCACGCCUGUCUUCCCAGCAGAGGCAUCAGUUGCAGAGGGCAAUUGGACCGGGAGUGUCUGCCAGAAAUUCUGUUCCUCCCCCGCCGUGGCGUCGUAUUUUGACUUCUCUGCCUGUCUGGGCCUGCGCAAUCGCGACCCUGGGCAGUCACUGGGGUCAAGGUACUCUACAGCUGGCAGUCACAAAAUAUCUCAUGCUGGUUUACGGUUUUGCACUCAGAUACGACCGCGUAUUAUCAGUGCUGCCUCAUCUUGGGCACUUCAUGGCAGCCCUUACGUUCGGCCGGCUGGUGGACCAUGUGAGGGGAAAAGCCCUUGUAUCAACAACCACCGCCAGGAAACUUCUCGUCUACAUCUCCCACUUCAUGCCGGGCGCAGUGCUCUUCGUGGUGGGGUACAGCGGAUGCGACCCAGCGACACCUGCUGCACUCUACACAGCUGCCGUUGUAGUUAGUGGCGCUACCGCAGCUGGCACAUAUGCAAGUGCUGUUGACAUCGCACCAAACUUUGCAGGAACGGUUUUUGGUAUCAGUCAGACUUUUGGGGCUGCAGGAAACCUAGCAUCCAGUUACGUAGUGAAGGAAGGUCUCCAUGGAUCAUUGCCUGGCUCGUGGCGCCUUGUGUUCGGGGUAGCAGCUUUUGUCUUGGCGUUGACGGCCACAGUCUUCAUGGCUAUUGGCAGUGGCACAGUCCAGCCGUGGAACUACUUGGCCGAUCACCGGACAGGACCUCAGGAAUCAGCAUCAGAAGACGAGGCAGUGGAAGAAGAACCAGUGGCAACAAGUAUUGAAGUUGACACCGCUUCCACAUCACAAGAAUCUCCCGAAACGUCAAGUAAAACAAAAACUGCCACAAUGACGACUGAGGUAUAAUCUCAAAGGAAAAAUAAAUAAGAAAUUUUAGUUAUACAUAUCCUUGUUCUCAGGCAACCGAAAAAGUGUUUUUCUUCCUUAACGUGAGGUAAAAUUUUAGUUUUUAAUAUUUUAAUCUUUACGCUUUUAGACAGCAAAUAUGCAACCAAAAUAUUCUGAACUGCAUCCCCCGAAUUAAAUCUGAUCUUAAUUUUUCCCAAAUACAAAUUUUUUUUGUAUGUCGUUCCCAAAACUGAACCUUUCUAUAUUUUCAAAGUAUUCAUUUGCUACAUUCACAAAGUGAUUUCGUCCUGCGGUGUGGUGACGAAACGUAAACAUACACUUUUUUUCUCUGCGUUUACUUCUAGACUAUCUCUCUACUGGCGCGUAAUAUUUUAUGCGUUAUUCUUCAUGGUACUUACCCUUUCGCCCAAUAAAAUAUCAUAAAUACGGACAAGAAACUGAUGUCUCCUAGUGAAUUAAAACUCCUCUGUUUACUAGGCCCAAAAAUGUUAACUUCGUGCCGGGUCUGAAACAGUGGGCGGGGCUCGAAUUGUAGCCUAUGGGACAGGGGUUCGUUGUUCUUAACAGGACUCGCUGCGGAACUACAUUGCUCCAGAUGGUGAAUAAUAGGAAGCUUCAAGUUUCCUUUUAUGAUAAAUAUUAAGUCUGAUAGAACAUUUAAUUCAUGAUUUAGUUAUAUCCCACGCCUUGUACAGGUUGAGAAAAACCACGCAAAUAUAUGGCUUUGAAACACAAAUUGGUAUCAAUAUUUACUUUCUACACCAUUUAUUUUAACUAUCACAGUAUGCAUUGUAGGUGUAUGUUUUCAAUUAAAUACAAAACAUAAAAAUACUGGUCACAUGUUGAUCACGAUUAGUUAAAAGAACUUAAUAAAUGAUCUACAAUUUAAACAAACUCAAUUUUUGUGAACAAAAUCAACUACGAUCGUGUUGAUUUUGAGAUUCUGGGUUGGGAUAUCGUGUAGGUGGUUACCAACGUUUUCGUUGAACACAUCAUCUUCUUCUUUGGGGUUGAGAUGACCUGAAGAUGGAAGUGAUGUCAUAACCCACGAUUCCACAACCGAUAUCUUCACUGCUGUGACAACCUCAAAUCUCAGAUUCAUUAUCAGUUAGUGCUGCCAUCUUCUAAUUAAAAACAAAAUGUUUGUAUGUAAAAGUUUUGAGAUUUGUGUUUCUGUUUAAACCCUGAAUAAAAUGUGCCUAAAUGUGUUUAA